AUCGGUGAACUGCUUAGCAAGAAUACGUGGCGCGAUCGGUCGGUCGAGGCGGCGGGUCAGUUUUGUGGUGCCAGGCAGCCUCUUUCAAAACAAUAUUUGACCGGACACAUCGCUGUUGGUGUGGGAGGAAAGAAGAAAAUGGCAGAAAAGAAAAACACCAUCGAUUCUGUCAGGGAAUGGGUCGUCGAUCACAAGCUCCGCGCCGUUGGUUGUUUGUGGCUUAGCGGCAUAGCAUCUUCCAUCGCCUACAACUGGUCCAAACCGGAAAUGAAAACCAGCGUUAAAAUCAUCCACGCUAGAUUGCACGCACAAGCAUUGACACUGGCUGCAUUAGCUGGAGCAGCAGUGGUGGAGUAUUAUGACCACAAAUCAGGAGCAAAGCAUGAACGCGUUGCAAAGCUUUUCGACAUUGAGCAACAACCCCAUAAGAAAUAAUGAAAUCGGCAUGAUUUUAUCUACUAGAUUCAUAUUUCUAUUUCGGGUUUGUUCAUUUUUCUCUUGUUCAGGUGACAAACCUAUUUUUCAAAACUCAUGGCAUGUAAAAUUGUUGCGGUUACUUUCCCCAAGCAAUAUUUCUGGACAAUAGAGUGAUACAAGCUCUGAACAUUUGCAACUACAGAAUUUGAUAUUAAUAAACAAAUGAG
Impatiens glandulifera is the source of this 644-nucleotide messenger RNA. RefSeq lists its product as uncharacterized. The record is from RefSeq and is a predicted model, not a curated record. Gene Ontology annotation, biological process: mitochondrial respiratory chain complex IV assembly. NCBI's taxonomy places the organism in Eukaryota, Viridiplantae, Streptophyta, Magnoliopsida, Ericales, Balsaminaceae. Bases 139 to 435 code for a protein of 98 amino acids. Gene Ontology annotation, cellular component: mitochondrial inner membrane. The transcript is spliced from 3 exons.